GGACGGGUAGGAGCGCUUCGGAGUAGCUUCGCGGAAGGGCGGGAGCUCGGUUUGUUGAGGUGGCGGGUCGGUUGGGAGCGUGGUUCGGCGCGAGGCAUGGCGGAGGCGGCUCUGCCAAACUCAGGUGUCUUAAAUCCAGAUGCAACUGAUUUUGUUCCAAGAGAAAGACAGAUUUUCAAUUCAAGUUGGAGCAAUCAGUCCAGGCUGGAAUUUGAUAGUGAUUCAAGCAGAAAUUCUUUACCUUCUUCUGUUCAACCUAGGCAUAGCAAAUGUGUAGAUUCAGUUACAGAUCAUAAUACUUUCUAUAGCCCAGAAAGCCAGCAUGGAUGUCAGUCAGAGUCUUCACGAUUUCACAGUAUUGGUAAAACGAAAAGCAAUAGCUUACAUAGUCAACGGUGGCAAAGAUCAAGGAAUGAUCGAACACAUGGGAAAAAUCAAAUGAAGCAAAUACCUGCAGGGAGCACAGAGGAUUCUCGGUGUUUAGACACUAGAUUAGGGCGUAGGAUGAAUCAUAGAGAAUACAGUGAUUUCUCUUCAGACAGUGAGAAAGAAGCUGCUACUGCAAAUAACAGAGGAGCAAAGCCGAAGAAGACAUAUUUGAUGCAUUCACGUGGAAGAGGAUUGAAAGAAAAAGAGAAACAUUCAUCUGAAAGGGAAAAAAGAAUAUCCACUAAGUGGAAAGAAAAGGCUUUUGAAAAUAUUCCAGCAGCAGAUUUGACCCAAUCCGAUUCAUCUGAAACAUCUGUUGGAAAAGCAGUAUCUGAUGGCUUUUCUGACAAUAGCAUUGCAAGAAGAAAAUAUCCUUUUGCAAACAGGCAUUUUAGGGAACCUGCAUGGAAUAAAGAAAUUGGCAAAAAACAAGAUACAUCCAGAAGUAAAAAUGCAAAACAUGUUAAGAAUGCAUCUCUUCCACAUCCUCCCAGAGAACGCACCAGUGAGAAGAGGAAAGAAUCUGUGCUACAAGAAAGAGGUCCAAACUUGGUGAGUGUGGCAGAGAAACAGCCGUUUUGUAAGGCAACUACACGUGAUGAGAGGAAACCACUUCUUCAAGAAGGAUAUAAAAACAGACGCUGGAAAAAGCAAAACGAAGCACCAAAGAGCAAAGAAACUCAUACAGGGUCUCUGAUAGAGCAGCUUACCUCAGAAAAAUAUGAAUGUAUGGUAUGUUGUGAGGUGAUCCGUGUGGUAGCCCCAGUUUGGAGCUGUCGGAAUUGCUAUCAUGUUUUCCACUUAAGCUGCAUUAAGAAGUGGGCAAGAUCUCCAGCAGCACAGAUUGAAGAUGGUAACAGUGGCUGGCGAUGCCCUGCGUGUCAAAAUGUUUCAUCACAAGUUCCUAGUAUUUAUACCUGUUUUUGUGGCCGGGUAAAAAAUCCUGAAUGGAAUAGAAAUGAAAUACCACAUAGUUGUGGAGAAUUGUGUAGAAAGAAAAGAUCAGCUCAAGAUUGUCCACAUUUAUGUAAUAUACUUUGUCAUCCAGGACCUUGCCCAUCCUGCCCUGCUUUUAUGACCAAAAAAUGUGAAUGUGGACGUACAAGCCAUUCAGUUCGCUGUGGGUAUUCUACUGCAAUUCAAUGUACUAAUAUAUGUGGGAAUGUUUUGAAUUGUGGUAAACAUAAUUGUACCCAGAUAUGCCAUUCUGGAAAAUGCCUGCCAUGUGAAUUGACUGUAAAACAAGUAUGUUACUGUGGGAGCACCUCUCGAGAAGUGUUAUGUGGAGCAAGUGAAGAUUGGUUUUCAUGCCUGAGAACUUGUGGGAAAAAAUUAUCCUGUGGAAUGCAUAAUUGUGAACAAGUAUGCCAUCCCCAGCCCUGUCAGCCCUGUCCACGGCUUCCACAAAUAGUGCACUGUUGUCCUUGUGGACAGACUUCUCUUAGUAAAUUACUAGAGUUGGGGUGUAUGGAACGUAAACUCUGCACAGAUCCUAUCCCAUCGUGUGGAAGAACAUGUGGAAAACCUUUACCUUGUAGUAGCUAUGAUGCUGUGCAUACAUGUGAAAAUCUUUGCCAUGAAGGCGAAUGUGGGCAGUGUUCUCGCACAUCAAAGGUCUACUGCAGAUGUGCCUUAAAAUUAAAGGAAGUUCCAUGUGCCUCUCUCAAAAAUCAAGUUAAAGUUCCUUUCUUAUGUGACAAAAGAUGCAACAAAAAAUUGUCGUGCGGACGACACAAAUGUAAUGAAACAUGCUGUGUGGAUAAAGAGCACAAGUGCUCUUUGAUUUGUGGACGUAAACUGAAUUGUGGUAUCCACAGAUGUGAGGAACCUUGUCACCGUGGCAAUUGUCAAAAGUGUUGGCAGACCAGUUUUGAGGAAUUAACUUGUUAUUGUGGUGGAUCAGUGAUUUAUCCCCCAGUACCUUGUGGUACUCGACCACCAGAAUGUAAAAAUUCGUGUACCAGGCCUCAUGAAUGUGAUCAUCCAGUAUAUCAUUCCUGUCAUAAUGAAGAGAAAUGUCCACCAUGUACAUACCUUGUUCAGAAAUGGUGUAUGGGAAGACAUGAACUAAGGAGCAAUAUUCCUUGUUACCUCACUGAUAUUUCUUGUGGUCUUUCCUGUGAUCGAAUGUUAAAAUGUGGAAUGCACAAAUGUAAAAGGAUCUGUCACAAGGGGGAGUGCCUCAUAGAUGAAGAGUGCAGACAGCCAUGCACUAUUCUUAGACUUCACUGUAAUCAUCCAUGUAUGUCUCCAUGCCAUCCAUCCUUACCUUGUCCUACAACUCCUUGCCGUUCGAAGGUUGAGCUUCAGUGUGAAUGUGGAAGGAAAAAAGAGUCUAUGAUUUGCUCAGAAGCAGCAAGUACUUAUCAAAGAAUAGCUGCAAUAUCGAUUGCCUCUAAGUUAACAGAUCCACAACUUGGAGAUUCAGUAGAGAUAAGUAGAUUGAUUACCAAAAAAGAAAUGAAGCAAACAAGGUUGCAGUGUGAUGAAGAAUGCUUGGCUCUUGAAAGAAACAGACGGUUUGCUGAGGCUCUUCACAUAGAUGACAAUUCUGAUCCAUUCAAUGUUCGUGUCUCUGCACCCAAGUACAGUGAUGUAUUAAAAGAAGAUGGAAGAAAAGAUUUAAAGUUUGUCAGUGAAGUUGAGAAAGAAAUGAAAGCUCUUAUAGAAGCAGUCAAUAAGAGCAAGCACACAAAGAAGAGUCAUUGUUUUCCACCCAUGAACCGAGAACACCGUCGAAUCAUCCAUGAACUUGCUCAGGUUUACGGCAUUGAGAGUGUGAGCUAUGAUAACGAACCAAAGCGCAAUGUUGUUAUCAGUGCGGUGAAGUAUGUUGUUCUGUUUUCUUGUUAUAAAUGGCAAAUUUACCAUCUUCCAAUAAAUGAUGUCAUUUUUAUGUUCUGUAUUUGAGCCAAUUUGAUUUUACAUUGAUAUUGUGCAAACAUUUUAAGCAUUCUUUGUGUGCCAGGAAUUUUAAUAUAUUUGUGUUUAGGAAAGAUGUAUUCCCAUGAUCACUUCUUCGUUGAAAAUGUCCUUGAUUAUUUAGUUUCUCUUUAUAUACAGGAACAUUGUAAUAAUUUGAUUAAAACAUAAUUUGAAACAAAAUAAUAAUCCAUGUAAAUGAGUUAAAUAAGCUCAUUUCCCUGGGUCUCUCUAGACCAAAGAUAUCAGGUUUUUUUUAAAGAAAAGCCUGUUUAUAUACCUCAACAUAUAUGAGGUUUGUCACUAAUAUUUCUAUAUAGCAUGAGUGUAUUUUUUUUAAUUCCUAGCGAAUUGAAUGAUUUAGUGAAAGCAUUAAUCUAACCUGAAAAUAUAUUUACUCCAGCAGGCUUUAUAAAAAUACUUAUCCCCAUACCAAUAAAAUUCCUGUUUUUCAAAAUAGGAGUUGCAAUAAUGCAGUAAGAAGAGUAGUCU
Messenger RNA from Notechis scutatus (mainland tiger snake), 3843 nucleotides. NCBI's taxonomy places the organism in Eukaryota, Metazoa, Chordata, Lepidosauria, Squamata, Elapidae. The record is from RefSeq and is a predicted model, not a curated record.